Messenger RNA from Staurois parvus, 336 nucleotides. NCBI's taxonomy places the organism in Eukaryota, Metazoa, Chordata, Amphibia, Anura, Ranidae. The record is from the annotation of a GenBank genome assembly.
UGCCACCUGUCAAUGCUCAUCAAUGCAAGCUAUCAGUGCUCAUCAAUGCCACCUGCCAGUGCCCAUCAUGCCUCAUCAAUGCCACAUAUAAGUACCUACCAGUGAACAUCAAUGCCACAUAUCAGUGCCCAUCUGAACUGCCUUUCAGUGUCACCUAUCAGUGCCAGUCAGUGCUACCUAUCAAUGCCAUGUCAGUCAAUGCCGCCUAUCAGUGCGCAUAAGUGUCGCUUAUCAGUGCCCGUCAGUGCUGCCUAUCAGUGCCACCUAACAUCAGUGCCACCUAACAGUGCCAGUCAGUGCUGCCUAUCAGUGCCACCCAUCAGUGCAGUCUAUCAG